GCAAACAGCUGACCGUUGUCCUGUGGAUAUUUUUUCUACAGUAUUUGGGCUCCGUCCUCUGCUUCCGCAGCUCCUCCCUCCUGCACAUAAAAGCCUCACCACGAUCAAAGUUUGGUGCGACAUCCACCCACUCUGCAAUCGGGCAGCAACUUACGUGCAGACAGAGCCGAGACCAGACCGGACCGGCGUCGUCUCUACAUGGCCACCUCCCCACUCAUGCCUUGGAAACGAGUCCGAGAAGCAACCUAAUGUAAGGCGGGCCAGGCAGUGGACAAAGACGUUUACUCGGCAAGGAGAACUCUGAAAGUAGAAUAUGGUUCCUGCAGUCCUCCAUCCCAUCCACAUACUCAUCGCUGUGGUCCAUCUGGCCCACGGUGGCGCAUUCUCCAGAAGCAAAACAUCAUCGCAACAAUACCAGCCGCAACCGCAGUACAACGAUGGCCAUCCACAACAGCCCUUCUCAGGAAACGAGAUGCCGUUACUGGGUCAGUACGGUAUGGAGCUCCCUCAGCUUCCAUUUGAGUUGGGCAAAGAGCGGCUAUUGACGGAAAGCAAAGGGCAAACAUUCAGAGGAGCCAAAGGUCCACCUCCCCAUGUUUCUAGUGGAGAAGGACCUCCUGGCAUUCAAGGCCCACCGGGACCUCAGGGACCACCAGGGCUACCAGGACAGGGAUUGCAGGGAAUACCAGGAAAACCAGGUCCCACUGGUCCUCAAGGGUACCCGGGAAUAGGCAAACCAGGACUGCCAGGAUUGCCUGGAAAACCAGGAGGACCUGGAUUGCCUGGGCCACAAGGUGAAUCAGGACCUAGUGGUCGUGAGGGCCCAAAUGGACUUCCUGGUCCUCAAGGACGUCCGGGUCCACCUGGCCUCCCUGGAAUUGCGAAGGUUGGAGGUCAAGGUCUGCCAGGACAGCUGGGUGUUCAAGGUGAGCCGGGUCAAAGAGGUCCUCCUGGGCUUUCUGGUCAACCAGGCCUCAAAGGAGAAAAAGGAAUUGGCAUACCUGGUUUGCCUGGGUUGAAAGGACCUAGUGGACCACCGGGUCCACCUGGACAUGUUGGGAUGCCUGGGAUUGGCAAACCUGGUGUGAAUGGUCAUCCCGGGCAUCCGGGAAUGCCAGGAAAAGUUGGUGCUCGUGGACAGCCGGGACCAGCAGGACCACCCGGUGACAAAGGCCAACCGGGUCCACCGGGCUCAUCUGGAAUUGGAAAAGCAGGGAAAGAUGGCUUUCCUGGUCAACCUGGGCUUCCUGGAAGCAAAGGUGCACCGGGCUCUCCAGGAUUACCAGGAAGUCCAGGUUUGCCUGGUUAUGGCAAACAAGGCUUUCCAGGACCCAUGGGUCACAAAGGACACAGCGGUGUUCCUGGAUCAACAGGUCUAAAAGGAGAAAAGGGUCAUGCAGGCCUUCCAGGUGUUAUUGGUCAGACAGGUUCUAGUGGCAGACCUGGUCAGCCAGGCCCAAUGGGGCCACCAGGCAGCAUUGGCUUCCCAGGGCAAAAGGGUGAUGAUGGUGAUUUUGGGCCGAAAGGAAAUCCUGGAUUGAAAGGGGAUUCAGGGUUACCAGGCCUUCCGGGACAGCCAGCCUUCAUGGGCGAGGUCGGACAACCUGGACCGAGAGGAUUUCAAGGACCCGUGGGCCCAAAAGGGGAACCAGGUAACAGGGGUUUAAUUGGUGCCCCCGGUACAGCAGGAUUACCUGGGCCAAGAGGAGCAGUAGGCCAACCUGGUGAUAAAGGCCAUCAUGGACCACAGGGGAUCCCAGGACUUUCAGGACCAGGUGGUCCAAUAGGACCUCCAGGAAUGCCUGGUCUAAAGGGGGAAAUAGGCCCUUCUGGUUUACCAGGCUAUCCUGGUGAGGGAACACCUGGACCGGUGGGUCAAAUUGGUCCUAAGGGUAACACUGGCCCUAUUGGACCUCAGGGACUUCCUGGACAACCAGGGCAACCUGGACCCCCUGGUCCUCCAGGACUCCCUGCAACAUAUCCUGACCUCAGCCAAACCCUUGCAGUGUCGGGUCCAUACAGUGGUCAAAAACAAGCGUACAAAAAGGCAAGGAAUAGUGGCAACACUGGUGGAAAUGCCUUGGAGAUGCCAGCUUUCACAGCAAAGCUCACAAAUCCAUUUCCAUCUGUCGGUUCCCCCGUGAUCUUCGACAAAAUCCUACAGAAUGGCAACCAGGACUACAAUCCUCAAACUGGUGUUUUUACAUGCAGUGUACCAGGGGUUUACUAUUUUUCUUACCACGUCCACUGCAAAGGGAGUAACGUGUGGGUGGCACUGAUGAAGAACAACGAGCCAAUGCUGUACACUUACGAUGAGUGCGUCAAGGGCUUGCUGGACCAGGCAUCCGGUAGCGCUGUGCUCCCGUUACAGCAGGCUGACAUGGUCCACUUGCAGCUGCCGUCUGAGCAGGCAGCAGGACUUUACGCCAGUCAGUACGUCCACGCCAUUUUUUCGGGAUACUUAUUGUACCCAAUUUAAUUGAAAGCACUUGUAUUUAAAAAUAUCAUGACUGAAGCGGCAAAUGAAGUGAACCUGUUUGGAUCUUCAAAAAGGAUCUUCACUGUGGUGAAUGUUUUAUUUGGGGAUUAUGAGAAGAUGGAUGAAAUGACAAUCGGCCAUUGUUGUUUACUUUUUUUUUUUUUUUGAAAUCAUAUAAAAAAAAAAACAACGAUUGACUCAUA
Syngnathus typhle (broad-nosed pipefish) is the source of this 2682-nucleotide messenger RNA. RefSeq names its product collagen alpha-1(VIII) chain-like. Bases 314 to 2479 code for a protein of 721 amino acids. Gene Ontology annotation, molecular function: protein binding. The transcript has 4 exons. The record is from RefSeq and is a predicted model, not a curated record. Lineage: Eukaryota; Metazoa; Chordata; Actinopteri; Syngnathiformes; Syngnathidae.